CUUGAUUUCGCCCAUAAGCAAAUUAUUUUGAAUUUUAAAGUUUUUAUAGGUACUGUUUCAUACAUUUCCCAUCAAUAGCACCGCUUAUGUCAAAGUUUCUUUAGUCUAUGGCCGCUUAUUGAUUGGUCGACGAGGAGAUGUAAAAAAUGGCUGCCUUGCCUUCUCCUACUCAGGUAGAAAUAUUUGAGAUUUGAGUAGUUAAAAAAGCCGAAAUAAUAUAGUUUAGUAUUUUAAAGAACAGUUUGUUAAUGUGACUACAAUUUAGUGCAGUGAAAAUUAAUCAUACAAUGUGAAAACAUCGAAAAAUCCGAAGUCAAAGUUUAGUGUACCGUGAACGAUUACGCUACUCAAUUUUUUUAGAAUAUCUCCAGUUUAUCUAUUUGUUCUACAGUGUAGUUAUUUUCAAAUUGCUAAGUAAAGUUUAUGAUUAGUGUUUCCUGUCAAUUUUUUGGGUGUAUUGUGUUAUAAGACCACGUAAUCGUAUCCGUUUCGCGAAAGUUGGAAACGUCGUGAGGAUUAUUGAAAUGUCACACCCAUAGCCGUUCAAAAUAAGGUUCUGGAUCAUUAUUUUGUAGUGUUAUUACGUUAUGAAAAUGGGGUUUGAACGGUUGCAGGUGGCAGGGACCCACAGCGCUAUAUACGAAGCAUAUUAUCACCAGGUGGACCCCAAUGGCGCAGGCACAAUCCAGGCACUGGAUGCGGCUCGUUUUCUCAAAAAGUCCCGACUCAGCGAUGUGGUACUUAGCAAGAUAUGGGACCUGUCGGACCCAACCGGCAAGGGAUACUUGGACAAAGCAGGACUGUUCGUGGCGUUAAAGCUGGUGGCGCUGGCGCAGGCCGGCAAAGACAUCAACAUGAGCAACAUACACUCCGAGGCCCCGCCACCUAAAGUUGGCGAGCUCCCAAAGGUGCCCCCGACGCCGGCGCCGGGCCGGCCGGCCGCGCCGUCGCCCGCGCCGCUGAUACCGCUGAGCGACUGGAGCAUGAAGCCCGCCGAGCGCGACAAGUACAGCCAGCUCUUCGACUCGCUGCAGCCCAACAACGGCCUCAUCGCCGGCAACAAGGUGAAAGGCAUGCUGCUGGAGUCGAAGCUGCCGAUAGAGACGCUGGGCAAGAUCUGGGACCUCGCCGACCAGGACAAGGACGGCAUGCUCGACAGACACGAGUUCAUGGUGGCGAUGCACCUGGUGUACAAGGCGCUGGAGAAGCACGCCGUGCCCACGACGCUGCCGCCAGAGCUACGCGCGGGGGCGCGCCCUGCUCGGCCUCCCUCACGGCCCCCGUCCCGACCCCCUUCGCGGCCCCCAUCGCGUCCUCCCUCUCCGCAAUCCCGCCCCCCUCCCCCGCGCCCGCAACCCCCUCCGCCCCAACAGCCACAGUCAAAUGCUUCGUUGUUAGAGGGCCUCCUCGACUUGUCUAGUCCCCCCACACAGACGGCGCCCCCACUAAACAGCCUUAACACGUCGGGGAGUGGCGUGGGCAGUCUAGGCAGUAUGGGCGGUGUGGGCAGUGUGGGCAGUGUGGGCGGUGUGGGCAGUACGGGCACAACGUGGGUGGUGACGGACGCGGAGCGCGCGGUGUUCGACGCGCAGUUCGCGGCGGCCGACACGGACCGGGACGGGUUCGUGUCCGGGAACGAAAUCAAACACGUGUUCCUUGACUCUGGCCUGCCGCAGCAGACACUUGCACACAUAUGGGCGCUGUGCGACACGGAGGGCGCGGGCAAGCUGUCGAGCGCGCAGUUCGCGCUGGCCAUGUGGCUGCUGCAGCGCGCCGCGCGCGGGACGCCCCCCCCCGCCGUGCUGCCGCCCAACAUGAUACCGCCGCCGGCGCCGCCUAAGACAGAGCAGGCGGUGUCGCUGGGCCCGCAGCCGACCCCGGAGAUGGAGGCCAUCGCGCGCGAGGUGGACGCCCUCGCCCGCGAGCGGCUCGCGCUCGAGGCAGAGCUCGCCGCCAAGCAGAGGGACCUCACUGUCAAGACUGGGGAGGCCGACAGCUUGCAGAGCGAAUUGGACACAUUAACGGCCACAUUAAAACAAUUAGAAAAUCAAAAAGGUGAAGCACAAAAGAGAUUAAAUGACCUCAAAACACAGGUGGAGAAGUUGCGGUCGCAGGUGUCGGCGCAGGAGGCGGCGGCGGCCGAGACGGAGGCCGAGGUGGCCAGUCGCCGCGCCGCCGCGCAGACCCUCAAGGAGAAGGAACGCGCGCUGCAGGCCGACGUCGCCGAAGCCGAGGCCGAGGCCGAAGCCGUCACCGCCCAGCUGCGCCGCACUGUGCUCGCCGUCAGCCAGGCCAACAUAAAGAUCUCGCACCUGGAGGAGCAGUACCGGCUGAUCAGUACGGCGGCGGAGUCGCUGGCGGCGGGCGGCGCGGGCGGGGCAGCCAGUCUGCAGCUGCAGCCGCAGUUCUCGGCCGAGCAUCUGGAGCGGGUCGUACGCGGGGCCACGCCCAAUGACGCACUCGAAGACGAGCCGUUUGCGAAAAGCAACGGUUUUGGUGCGGGCGCCGGGUUCGAGUCGGACCCCUUCACGGAGGGAGCCUUCCCCGCCGCACUACCCGCGCACGAUCCCUUCGCACCCACGCAACCCAAGCACACACAGGACGGUUUCGCCACGGAUCCGUUCGCAUCGAACGCAGACCCCUUCGCUGGCGACGCGUUCUCUUCACACGACAAUACUGCUAAAGCUAAUAAUGACUUCUCGGAGGACCCGUUCGCAGUACUGCACGCUCCCCCGCGGGGGUCGUCCCCCGCCCCGGCCGCGACGACCCCCGCGCUGCCCCCCAAGCAGGGCAAGCUGCCCCCGCCGCGCCCCGCGCCGCCGCGACCCACGCCGCCCGCCAAGACCGAUCGCCCCGCCAUGGACUUCGCCGAUGACCCCUUCAAGGACUACCGAUACGAGGACCCCUUCAACAUUGAGGACCCCUUCGCCGACGUCGCCGACGGCAAAAAGCCUGAUCCCUUCGCCAGGCCCACUUCUGUCGCCGGCUUCGAAACUGACGACUUUUUUUCUGGCUCGAGCAAUGUCAAUGGCAAUUUCGCUCUGCCCGAAAAGCGGAGCGGGCGAGUGUCCGCGCCGCCCGUAGCCUACGACCCCUUCUCCAGCCGGUCAGACUACAAGCCCGCCAAGCCCGCGCCCCCCGCCAGCGCCAACAACAACAACUCUAGCGGUAGCGACGCCUGGGCAGCCUGGCCAAACGACAACUGGGCUACUGACGACGCUUGGGCUAAAGCUCCUGCGCAAAAAUCCGACGCUUGGAGUUCCGACGACACCGCUAAGAGGAAUACCAACACGGUCACCGGCGACUGGAAGACCGACAACUGGGCCAACAAGUCCGACAACUGGGCGGCCGACUGGUCCGGCGCCGACACCAACAGGAAUCUCAACGAGACCUGGCCCACCGCCAGCACGCUGCCUUCCAAGAAGGAGAAGUCUCCGCGGCCCGUGAAGUACGCCAAGUCCCUCGUGCACACCAUCGGCGGCAUCGGGCGCAGCAAGCAGAAGGACAAGGACAAGAAGAACAAGUCCAGCACCGAGCUGCACAGCAUGGACCUGCCCAGCGAGGAGCAGCAGUGGGCCUGGGCCGCCGCGGAGUCGCGUCGUCUGCAGGCCGAGCAGGAUGCGCGUCGCGCGCGGGAACAGGCCGACCUACAGCUCGCACUAGCUCUGUCGCGACAGGAACAUUAGCCGCACCACGUCGCGCCCACCUCCAUGUACGGGCCUACCGCCCACCUGUAAGGAAUGCCGGCAUAUAAUGAGUCUUGUGCACGCGACAUCUUGUUAGGCAUUCCUUACCAUUGUGAUUGCUUAGCGACUUAACGAAGCUGUCUGAGAAUAGCUGACGGUUGGGAAACUAUAUUGCAUCACAAAGACGACAGUCGCCAAUUCGAAUUUAACGGAACUAGAGAUUGUGUACAUACGUUUAAUGUUUCGCUCGUUGUAGUUAGUUAGAUCGUUGAGCAUUCCAUUCGAGGCGUGACACGGAGGUCAGCUCGCCUCCCGACCGGCGGAGGCUACCUCGUUGUGUAUAUUUUGAAGUUAUCAUGUAACUCAUUGUAAAUUAUUGAUAUUAUAUAGUUUCCUGUAUAUAAUGGUUAGUGUGAGAUGCUGACCCACGUUAAAGUAUUUUUGUAUGUGUUUAUCAAAACUCGAAGAGUAUUUUGAUUGGUUUUCGAUAUUUUUACGAACGUAGUAACAGGCAGGCGGCAUUUCAUAGGAAUAUGUUUUACAAAUUUGAUGUACGAUACGAGGUUUGUUUUAGGAAAGCUAUGAAGUAGCACCAGGUUUGAUUGGACACGUUGUGUUCCUCACUGCAGUGAGGGUGAGUUGUUGCGCAUGCGCCAUUGUGUACAGGUUACAUACAUUAUAUAGUUGGUUUGGUUAGCGGUCAGGGCACGGAGCUCGGAGUUCGACUCCGUAGUAUUUAAUUAAUCACAUGUUUAAUCAGGUCACAUGUGACCGACAUGCCAUGAUUAGCGCAUUUCCUGUUGAGCAGAGCUCCACUUGAAAAAAACUUGUUGUGUGAUUAAAUUUAACUAGUCAAAGCGCGCACUAAAUUAAUAUUUAUUAACAGCAAUAAAUACAAUCGCAUUAUUGGGGAACCAUAGUUUUAUUGUUUCAUUACUGACUGUACAAAUCAACUAAAUAAAAAACUACAAAAGUUUCACUAGUCAAUUUGAUUAUUGCAUGUUAGGGGCUCGAUCAAAGCGUGGGGCGUGGA
This is a messenger RNA of Spodoptera exigua (beet armyworm), 4719 nucleotides long. Lineage: Eukaryota; Metazoa; Arthropoda; Insecta; Lepidoptera; Noctuidae. The record is from the annotation of a GenBank genome assembly.